UGCAUCAUCAUCAUCGGAUGAAGGAACGAAAUCAGAAAAUAGAACAAAAUUUGGGGGUUUAGGGUUCAUCAUCAAUCUGCAAUUUGAAUCUGUCGAGAUAACAACAAAUCAAAUCGAAGAAAAGAAAAGAAAUGGGGAGUCUUGUAAAGGCGUAUUAUUAUUGUCAGCAGCACAAGAGCGGCAGCAGCUUUCAGCUUCACCACCAUUAUUACAGCAGAAGAAGAACUACUUCCAACCUUCAGAACCCUGUUUCCCUCUUCGCCUUCACUUCUCCUUCCAUUUCCUCUUCUUCUUCUUCUUCUUCUUCUGAUCCCCCUUCUCCUUCUCCUUCGUCUUCAUCUGCAUCUCCUCGUCCUAUUAAACACCGAUUCGGCGGCGGCGUAGGCGGCCACUUCAUCAUUCCCUCGAUCGCUGUCGCUGCUUCCGCCUGCUUCUUCCUCCGUCUGCACCUUAACCCUCCUAUCAUCACCUCCUCUCCCCUUGAUGAUUUCCAGCUCCAACUGGAGGAACCAGGUUCUAUCAGAGAGCUCCCUCUCCUCCACCGCAAUCAUCAUUAUCUCCUCAAAGCUCUUCACUUUUACAAAGUCAAGCCAGGUACCGUCCUCAAACUCCUUGACGUUUACGACUCCGAUAGCUACGACUCCUUGAAAGCCCGCAUUCGUCUGUCCGCCGAGUGGUUGGAGACUGCCAGGAGAGAGCUCGAUGAGGUUCUUGAGAGGGACCCUGCUCGGGUCAUGGAGUACUCCCAGGUGGUUGAUGAGCUGAUGCAGAUUCUCAGGGACAUGGACCUCUACAUCGACAAAUGCCAAAAGGACAACGUCAAGGGUUACCUUCAUUCCUGCAACCGGUUGCUUGCCCGUGUUAGGAGGAUGGAGGCUCAGAUUCUCAAUCUCCUCAAAGAGUUUCACGACGACGAGGACCAAGGACCUGGAGGACAGACUUAACUUAGUCUUGUUGUUUAGGGAACAAAUAGGAUGGUAAACACUUGUUAUGUUUUCCAUGUGACAGCAAUACGAGAGAUUUCUUCCUUGGUUUCCCAUAAUUCUUAACAUUGAUCCCCUCAUGAUGAUAUGUGUAAAGUCAGUGGUGGACAAAUUACUCAAUUUUCCAUACACGAAUGUUUGUUUCAUAUACACAAUUGCUCUUACUCUUCCA
Camelina sativa (false flax) is the source of this 1155-nucleotide messenger RNA. Lineage: Eukaryota; Viridiplantae; Streptophyta; Magnoliopsida; Brassicales; Brassicaceae. The record is from RefSeq and is a predicted model, not a curated record.